This is a messenger RNA of Olea europaea var. sylvestris, 1506 nucleotides long. RefSeq names its product probable serine/threonine-protein kinase PBL26. NCBI's taxonomy places the organism in Eukaryota, Viridiplantae, Streptophyta, Magnoliopsida, Lamiales, Oleaceae. Gene Ontology annotation, molecular function: protein kinase activity; ATP binding. The record is from RefSeq and is a predicted model, not a curated record. The coding region runs from base 1 to 1290 and encodes 429 amino acids. Gene Ontology annotation, biological process: protein phosphorylation. The transcript is spliced from 5 exons.
AUGAGCUGUUUUUCAUGUUUUUCAUCCCGUGAAAAGAAAUUAUCCAAGAAUAAUAGUGGCAGAAAUAGACGGCCACCGCCUGCCACCCAACAGCACAGAGAGCUGCCGCCUCAGCGACGGCCGCAGCCACCACAAUUACAAUCUCAACAAAAUUCCAAACCACAGCUUGAAGACCCUAGAACGAUACAAACAGAAACUACAAAUAAUAAAACUACUGAAAAAGGAGGAGGCAACAAUAACAUUGCAGCCCAAACUUUCACCUUCCGGGAGCUGGCUACAGCAACGAAGAAUUUCAGACAAGAAUGUCUUGUCGGAGAAGGUGGAUUUGGAAGAGUUUACAAAGGUCACCUAGAUAAAACUGGACAGAUAGUAGCCGUGAAGCAACUUGAUCGUAAUGGACUACAAGGAAACCAAGAAUUUCUUGUGGAGGUUUUGAUGCUGAGCCUUUUACACCACCAGCAUUUGGUAAAUCUGAUAGGAUAUUGUGCCGAUGGAGAACAAAGACUUUUAGUAUACGAGUACAUGUCAUUGGGAUCCUUGGAAGAUCAUCUACUAGAUCUUUCACCAAAUCAACCACCAUUAUCUUGGUUCACAAGGAUAAAAAUAGCCUUACAUGCUGCAAGAGGUUUAGAAUAUUUGCACGAUAAGGCCAACCCACCUGUCAUUUACCGUGAUUUAAAAUCCUCUAACAUCUUGUUGGACGAGGAGUUCAAUGCAAAACUUUCCGAUUUUGGACUAGCCAAGCUAGGACCAAUAGGGGAUGAUUCACAUGUAUCUUCAAGGGUGAUGGGAACAUAUGGCUAUUGUGCCCCGGAGUACCAAAGAACCGGUCAAUUAACUGUAAAAUCAGAUGUUUAUAGUUUUGGCGUUGUAUUACUGGAGCUAAUCACAGGAAGAAGAGCAGUUGAUACUACAAGAAGACAUGAACAGCAAAAUCUAGUAACCUGGGCUGAACCGAUAUUCAAGGAACCGAGUAAAUUCUCAGAACUGGUUGAUCCACUGCUAAAAGAUGAUUAUCCAAAGAAAAGUUUCAAUCAAGCGGUUGCUGUUGCAGCCAUGUGUCUUCAAGAUGAUGCAUCGAUCCGGCCUUUAAUGAGGGAUGUUGUUACUGCACUUAGUUAUCUUAGUGGACCUGAAACAGGAUUGGCUUCGGCUGUUUCGUCUCCCUCGCCUUCUCCAUGUCCAUCUCCUCAGAAGAAUGAAAUUACAGCAGAUGAACGAAAGAGAGCAGUUGCAGAAGCCAUAGAAUGGGGCUCGAAUUCAAGAAACAACGUGAAAAAUCUAGCCUGAUAUCCCAUAUGUGGUUUUGGUUUUCAUUAUAUGUGUGAAUAGUACAAACUAAGCAAUGUUACUAGUCCGGUUAAGGAAAUAGGGUCACUAGAGGUUGACAGCUAGCGUAAAACUUUGUAUAUAACAACAUGAAUUCUCUAAGUGUGGGGUUUAUAUUACUUACACUAGAAUGAGAAUCAAUUAUGGAGAUGAUGAGAUGAAUGUUCGUCCCAUAAG